This is a messenger RNA of Heterotrigona itama, 5008 nucleotides long. Lineage: Eukaryota; Metazoa; Arthropoda; Insecta; Hymenoptera; Apidae. The record is from the annotation of a GenBank genome assembly.
AUGUUUCUUCCAGAGUCGGACAAUGAAAGUGUACCGUCUCCGGUAAAGCCGCAGCCGAGGGUCCCGUACUGCAAGACAUACGAGGAGAUUCGUCUGGAGGAGAUUCAAGCGGAGAGUGCCGCCUACUAUUCCUAUCAGGCUGAGGGCACUCGGAGCGACAUUGGUGACGAUAGCACGAAGGCUCGUAGGACGAAACGAAUCUGCCUGUAUCCAGCAGCGAGAGACACAGAUUCGAACGACAGAAAGGGAUUGGACUUCCAGGUUCUCACACUCGACGAAAUCCGCCGCCGUAAGCGUAGAAGCCUCGAGGCUGGUGACGAUAAAACGAGGGAGAACAGCGAGGCGGCGGCGGCGAGUUCGACGGAACUUUUGAAAGACACGGAAAGUUUGACCGAAACAAUUGCAGAGGCAAUAUCCGCCAGGGGGAUGAAAAGACGGCUGGAGAAUUUCGAGCAGGACGCUUCGAAGCGUAGGCGUAAAAUCAGCUGUCCCAAUCACGAUCGCAACACGAUCUCGAGCAGCGUGCCGCCUGUUAAGCUCAGACGAUCUCCAAAGAGAUCGUCCAGCUCCUCCUCGCUUCUUCACGCUGAGGAAGAGCAGCAACUCGAGGCGAAGAAUCGCGACGAAUCGGGUAGAAACAGCCCUGAAUCCAGUUCCACGGUCAGAUUGAACGAAUCGGAAUCGUCGAGCUCGACCGGUGGUAGGCCUAGGAAGAAUGACGUCGAAGUCAGAUUGUGCGAUAGCAGCACGGACGAAGAUCAGAUGCCAUUGGAGAGGAACAAGCAAAAGAGCUUGCAACUAGUUGACACUGUAGAAGAUUCCAAAGAAGCAGAUAGUCUGCUGAAUGUAAACGAGGAGGAUUAUCUGACGUUGGACAUGGCGUCGGAUGAUAUUCUGAACGACAUCGACGCGUUGCUCAAAGAUAAAACCUCGAUAUUGUCGAUGUAUCUGUGGUUCGAUGUAGAAUUCUUUUAUUUAUUAUUUUCGAAUUCUUACGAAGCUUUCAAGCUUCCAGAACAGUUUAAUACUCUAGGCAUCGUGAUUAGUAAAGAAUUUGCUGUGCAACCAUGGGAAUAUAACUCAAAUUUGUAACAAGUUUCAUUUGGCAAAUCCACGAAACAAAUCUUGUCCAACUGAGUCCUUUGGUCUGUAGUAUUGUAAGAGAAGUACAAUAGCUACAUGGAAAACAUAAACGAGAGAGAUUAUCAGGAGAUAAUUAUCGAUUAUUUGCGGCAUAAAAGUUUACAGUACUACCGUAACUGUUUCGAUUGUUUUACUGAUUAUGUGAAUUUUCUGAACGUUUUCUCGUUUCAUUUUUCUCUUUUAGAGUAUCGAUGAUGUGCGAGUCUACGACUAAAAGACUUCUAAAGAUCUGUAUUUCGUAAAUUCGUUCAAGACAAAAGUAUUUUUUUGUCGUGCUUCCAGGCGUGUACGAGCAUUUUGGAUAUUUCAAUUUAUUUCAAACAAUCGGAUUGAAAAGUAACUUUGGGAGAAAGCAACUGGGAAAGCGACUGGGAAUCGAGGAAUCCCUCUAUCUUAUCGUCAGACGUGACGUUUAUCAUCAUCAUCGUCGUUAUUAUUUUUAUUCUCCUCUUACGUACGUUCUUCGAGUGAUUUUGAAGAGAAAUCGCCUUUGGAUUGGUCAAAGGCAGUCGACGAUCAUCGACAACAGAACGAUUUUACUGAACGAUUGCAAGAGCUGCCCUUUCAUCGAUUUCGAACGUCUUCUCCUUGCGUUCUCCUGUAUCUAACGUUUGUAAGACUAACGUAAGUCAAAGAAACUCAAGCCUACGGAGAGGAUGUCGAUACCGAUGACCACCACGGUCACUGUAGCCGAGGGGACCAGUAUUGCGCUGCCAUGUCUGGUGCUGGUUGACCCGGUACUGCGAUCGGCACGCUGACACCUGGUGAUAUCAGACCUGGAACAGAAGUAGCUGCUUGUUUAACCGAGAUAUUUCAUUGAUGAGAUUUACACAUUGGCGUAUUUACAACAAAACCCUCGUAUCUGUGAGAAGUCAGCGAGCAAAUUCCAAUUAUCCAGGCGUGUUGAAUUAGGAUUUUAGAGAACUUUUCGUUUAAUUUCUUCGAACAUGGAUAUCAGUAUGGAGACUAAAUAUCGAAGCUGUGGAAUCUUUCAAGGUGAGAAUUUUAUGAAUAGAAAUACAGAAGGAAUAAAAAUACAGAAAAUAGUAAGUCUUACGAAUUCGAGAGCAACUGGAACAGGCUUAUAAUUUUAUUUUUUAACACUAAGCUGGCUAGAUAGGAAUGUUUAUGUGCAUGUUUAAUAUCACAUUAAUGAUUAAUAGGUGAGCAUAUUCUCAUUAUUUUCAACUUUUGACCUUUUGCGACCUAAAAUGACCUUUUCAUCAUAUCUUGUUAAACUUAAUAUCUCUAUAUUGGGCCUAGAAAUAUAUACUGUAGGAUAUUAUAUAUAUAUAUAAAAGAGAGAGAAAUACCGUCACCUUGAAACCUACGGAUCUUUGGGAUAAAACUACUUACACCACGCUAUCACGAACUACAACAUUUACUUUCCGGCUUUUAAAAUAGUUAAUUCCAAUGAACGAAGAAUUUUUUCGGGACUUUUACUUUCUCCGGAAUUCACAAUUGAUCUGUGUAUCCUCUUAAGCCUCUGGCAUUUUAAUUAUCCUAUUCUUUGUAACAAAAUCAGGUUUAGAAGGAAUCAUUGAAUCAAUUCUCAAAGCAGCGUGUUGCUUUAAACCGGUCCAGCAACAACAAACACACCACGUUAAUUACCGCGCGACAAAACCUAAGAAAGCCCAUUCGAGCUAGCAAAACUCAACCACCCAAAUUCAGAGAGACUAACAACCAUUACUAUGCAUGUAGGUAUAAGCUGGGAAUGGACGUCUGUAAUAACGAUAAAAACACCUUGCGGUAACGCAGAAGCGAGUAUAAUCCAUUACCGGGAGAUUGGAUAGCGUGUUAUCCGUGGUAGUCCAUCGGCUAAAGUGCAAGCAGCGAGUGCAGUGAGUGCGGUAGACACUCACCGGUGGAACUGGUAUUCUGAUUGUACUGAUUCAGGCCCGCGGUGUGGUAUGGCUGGGUGGGACUGCACGUGGGUCGUGCCCCGUAUCCCAGAUGGAGGGGCUCGUAGCUCGGUGGACGAGCCACGCCACACGAGUAUCCGUUGUCCCGUUGCUGAAGGCACGCUCCGGGACUUGGGCCCACUGUCAUGCCCACGGUCAUGCCCAUGGGACCCAUCCCACCGCCUGUUGAUAACGACGACAUACUGCUGGUGGUGUGUUGGUUCUGCUGGCUACCGCUGGACAUCGUGAAACUCGGCAUCGACGUCAUCGGGCUGCAAGAUUUUACGAGAGUACUCAAACGCUAAGUGAGAAACAGGUACAUUUCCACCAGUAGAAAUUUGUGCAAUGUACAAACUGUACAAUGGACUGCAGAUUUUUGUGCAUAUUUAUAGUCAUAUGAACGUGUACUUUCUGCAAAUUUCCCAUGAAUAUAUAAAAUUAAAAAAAUAUGCAGUCUAGUUACGUUACUUGCAAACAACUACUAUAUAUAGGGAUUCAAAACUGUGAUAAUUUGAAGAUUAUAAAUAUAAUGUACAAGUAUUGAUUAAUUAGAAUAUUACAAGACUUUUCAUUAUAUCUUCAUUAUAUCUUAAUUAGACAAUUUCUAUUUAAUACUGUACAUUACAUUUUAUGUAAUUAUUCUUAUCUUUUAUGCAAACAAAUUCAUAAAAUGUUUAUCACGUGGAUUCGUUUUUGUAAUUAUUAGUAAUUUAUUGAUUACACAAUUAAACUACCUGUGGAAUUUAUUUAUAUAAUAAUGUUAAUCGUUAAUUUGCGAUCGAUUUUGGUCAGUUUUAACUACAGUUUGCAAGGAAUUAAAUGUUGUACGGACGAGGAUCUCGAUCUAUUAUGGAAAAAUUUGUAAAUCUUUAUUCGUGAGUUUCCCACGACGAAUGGGAUAUGGGAAGAAAGUUGAGGAUCUAUUUGAGAAGAUACGACCGCAAAAGUUUGAUGAUUAAUUCUUUAAACAAUUUUUUUUUGCAAUUAAAAAAUUAGCUCGUUCAUGGACACACAAAUGCUAGCGGCGCGUAGCGGUGAACUGGUGGAACUAAUUUAUAUUGCUGUCCUUGUUGCACACCACUGUUCUCCUUGUCUACCACGCGGUCUAUGUCUGUUUUUGUCGCACACUAUUGCUUUCCUUGUCUAUUGACCGGCCAAGUGCUGGCAUCUAUCGGAGACUGCGGGAACUAACAUGCAUUACCGACAUUGUAUUACCGACUGUGGCAAGUGCUGCCAUCUAUCGGAUUUUUCCAAUUUAGCUUUUAGUUCCAGUAAAAAAUCACAGUGGCUCAGGUGGCAGCAUCGCCGGCAGACAAGGAGCACAAUAGUAUGCGACAAGGACAGACGUGCACUGCGUGAUAGACAAGGAGGGCAGUAGCGUGCGACAAAGACAGCAAUAUAAAUUAGUUCCAUCGGUUCACCGCUACGCGACGCUAGCAUUUGUGUGUCCAUGAACGGGCUAAUUUUUCAAUUGCAAGAGAAACUUAAUUUAGAAGAUUAAUUAUCAAACUUUUGCGGUGGUAUCCGUUCAAAUAGAUCCUCAACCUUUCUCUCCGUAUCCAUAUCGUCGUGGGAAACUGACUAUAAUAAAGAUUUACAAAUUUCUUCCUAAUAGAUCGAGAAACUCGUUCGUAUCGGCGAGUUACCGAAUCGUCGCUGCCAUUUAAUCCUGAAAUUGUGACAGAUGACUAAUUAGAAUAAUUAAUAUCACAUUGCUAAAAUUUCCGGCAUCUCCGUUUUAUUAUAUUCGUAUUAUAGACCAGAUAGCAUCCAUCUAAUUCAAUGCUAAAUUUCUCCAAGCGGCUGGCCAAUAACCGGUUAAGGGUUUAAACAUCGAGCACCAUCGAAGAAACGACGAGUUGAUUCUCACCUAUACGAGUCUGGCAUGCUGGGUAUUCCCGGAUAAACGGCCGUGGGUGCGAAACCAUGGUGUAUCCUCGGUGGAGAGGGUGGUGCUUGCGGCG